This is a messenger RNA of Emiliania huxleyi CCMP1516, 776 nucleotides long. RefSeq lists its product as hypothetical. The transcript has 2 exons. The annotation marks the transcript as partial. Lineage: Eukaryota; Haptophyta; Isochrysidales; Noelaerhabdaceae. The record is from RefSeq and is a predicted model, not a curated record.
UUCCGAGGACAACCCAGUGCGACAACCGACAAGAACAGGUUCGGCCCCGUCAUGUGUGCCACCUGCUCCGUGGAGGAGCUCGCGAAAUCGCACUCCGAGGCGCUCGCGUGGCUGCGUGAGGCGCUCGAGAGGGACUCCCGCCGCAGCGGCUCCUUCCCGGCCUCGGGGCUUCGCGACGCGUGGCUGCUGCGCAUGCUCCGCGCCAGUGAUUGGGACCGGGAAUCUGCGCUGGAGCGGGCGGCAACGAGCCUGCAGUGGCGGUCGGAGCUCGACUAUGACGCCAUCGCCGCGUUUGUGCGGGCGCACCCGCGGCCGGAGGAGUGGCCAAAAGGGGAUGUGAUGAUGCGGUACCUGCCUCGCCACAUCGUUCGGACAAACGCGGGCGUGGUGGUCUGCCAGGUUGAGGAGCACAAGGACUAUGCGAGCGCGGAGGUGCACACGACGCCGGCCGAGCGGCGGGCCUUCAUGAUGCACCACGCCGUCCAGGCGUGCGAGCUGAUCGCCGAGCGAGACGAGGCGAGCGGAAAGAUUGACGCGCACCUCCACUACGUGCUCGACUCGGUCGGCUCCGGAGGCGCGCCCCUCUCCUGGCUGAUGCACAUGAUGCCCGCGUGGAGGGCCCUUACCGAGCUGGGCGGGCUGACGGCGACCGUCGGCGGCCUCUACUUUUGCGGCCCGACCAGCCUGCGCGCGAACCUCUUCCUCGCCGCCCUCAAGGCGGUCUGGAUGCGGCAGGAGAUGGCGCAGCUGGUCGCCUCGCGCUGCCCGCCCGAGGU